GCUACGACCCUGGAUGAGAAGAUUGAGAAAGUGAGACAGAAAAGGAAAUCCCAGGAAAGAGAAGCUAAACGAGCCAAAGCGGGAGAUGAAGAUGCGGAGACUGAGGAUAAUCAAGCCAGAAAAAGGGAGUGUGAGGAUUUCAGUAGGGAAGAAGAAGAAGAUGGGGCGUCUGAGUACUCCUUGGAUGAUGAAACGCUCCUCACAAAAGCAGAUACGGUCAGAGUGAAGGGACCGAGGAGACCGAAAAAAGGAGAACUGGAAGCAGAGAGCUUUUUUGAAGACGCCUCUCACUAUGAUGAUAACUUGUCAUUCCAGGACAUGAAUCUUUCACGACCUUUGCUGAAGGCAAUCACAGCUCUUGGCUUCAAGCAACCAACCCCCAUUCAGAAGGCUUGUAUCCCGGUGGGUCUUCUGGGGAAGGAUAUUUGUGCCUGCGCUGCCACUGGGACAGGUAAAACAGCUGCCUUCAUCCUGCCUGUCCUCGAGCGCCUGAUUUACAAACCUCGUCAGGCUCCAGUAACACGGGUGUUGGUUCUAGUGCCAACACGAGAACUGGGCAUUCAGGUGCACGCUGUCACCAAACAGCUGGCGCAGUUCAGCACUGUCACGACUUGCCUUGCUGUGGGUGGCCUAGAUGUGAAGACCCAGGAGGCAGCUCUGCGCUCUGGGCCUGACGUUCUGAUCGCCACACCUGGGCGGCUCAUCGACCAUCUCCACAACUGCCCUUCUUUCCACCUGAGCAGUGUGGAGGUGCUGAUUUUGGAUGAAGCAGACAGGAUGCUGGAUGAGUACUUUGAGGAACAGAUGAAGGAGAUAAUCAGGUUGUGUUCCAACCACCGCCAGACAAUGCUGUUCUCUGCCACCAUGACCGAGGAGGUGAAAGAUUUGGCUUCUGUUUCCCUGAAAAAUCCCACCCGCAUUUUUGUGAACAGCAACACGGAUGUUGCCCCUUUCCUGCGGCAGGAGUUUAUCCGGAUCAGACCCAACAGAGAGGGGGACCGGGAGGCCAUUGUAGCAGCCCUGCUGACGCGAACCUUCCCAGACCACGUGAUGCUCUUCACCCAGACCAAGAAGCAGGCUCAUCGGAUGCACAUCCUGCUUGGGCUGAUGGGUCUGCGCGUUGGGGAGCUUCACGGGAACCUCUCUCAGGCACAGCGGCUGGAAGCGCUCAGGCGCUUUAAGGAUGAGCAGAUUGAUGUUCUGGUAGCUACAGACGUGGCUGCACGUGGACUCGAUAUUGAAGGCGUUAAAACGGUGAUCAACUUCACCAUGCCCAACACCACCAAACACUACGUCCACCGUGUGGGGCGGACAGCAAGAGCAGGCAGGGCUGGGCGCUCGGUUUCGCUUGUGGGGGAGGAAGAGCGCAAGAUGCUGAAGGAUAUCGUGAAGAGUGCCAAGACACCCGUGAAAGCCAGAGUUCUCCCCCAAGAUGUCGUACUGAGAUUUCGAGAGAAGAUCGAGAAUCUGGAGAAAGACGUGUACGCGGUUCUGUGCUUGGAGCGUGAGGAGCGUGAGAUGCAGCAGUCAGAGGCUCAGAUCAACAGGGCGAAGAAGCAGCUGGAGACAGGAAAACAGGAGACUGGGGGUGAGGGUUUGGAGCGGAGCUGGUUCCAGACCCGUGAGGAGAGGAAGAAAGAGAAAUUGGCUAAAGCCCUGCAGGAGUUUGACCUUGCGUUACGGGGCAAGAAGAAAAGGAAGAAGUUUAUGCAGGAGAGACAGAAAAACGCCCAGAUGACGCCAGAGGAGAGGUCACAGUUUGAAAUCCUGAAGUCUCAAAUGUACGCCGAGCGGCUGGCAAAAAGGAAUCGCCGAGCAAAGCGAGCCAGAGCCGUGCCGGAAGAGGAACCAGCAGCGGUGCCAGCAGGCCCCAGGCGGAAGAAAAAGCUGUCAGUGUUUGACGAGGAGCUUACCAACACAAGCAGGAAGGCGCUGAAGCAGUACCGUGCCGGCCCAUCAUUUGAAGAUCGAAAACGCUUGGGUAUGGCCCAGCACAGGAAGGGAGGAAACUUCAAAUCCAAGUCCAGGUACAAGAGGAAGUAA
Messenger RNA from Eurypyga helias (sunbittern), 2043 nucleotides. RefSeq names its product DEAD (Asp-Glu-Ala-Asp) box polypeptide 27 (gene DDX27). The record is from RefSeq and is a predicted model, not a curated record. The annotation marks the transcript as partial. The transcript has 19 exons. NCBI's taxonomy places the organism in Eukaryota, Metazoa, Chordata, Aves, Eurypygiformes, Eurypygidae. Gene Ontology annotation, molecular function: ATP binding; RNA helicase activity; nucleic acid binding.